This is a messenger RNA of Monopterus albus (swamp eel), 3103 nucleotides long. RefSeq names its product transmembrane 9 superfamily protein member 5 (gene tm9sf5). Gene Ontology annotation, cellular component: membrane. The transcript is spliced from 18 exons. NCBI's taxonomy places the organism in Eukaryota, Metazoa, Chordata, Actinopteri, Synbranchiformes, Synbranchidae. The record is from RefSeq and is a predicted model, not a curated record. Bases 159 to 2162 code for a protein of 667 amino acids. Gene Ontology annotation, biological process: protein localization to membrane.
CCAAACGUCACAGACGCUAGGACAGCUCAUCUACUGCGUCCCACUUAGAAAGACCCAGUUAGCCGUGAACAGCUAGCAACCAUUUCUUGCCUUUGAAAGAAGGAAUACUUUUUGACUGAAGUAUACCCAUAUAUUCGAAGCACUGUGUUUGUAAGAAAAUGAAGAGCCAGAGACACUUUGGUUUUUUGUUGCUUUAUUCACUAGUCUAUACGUGCUCGGCGUUUUAUCUUCCGGGUUUAGCUCCAGUGAGUUUUUGUGGAGACGGCACAGAUAGUGAAGAUUGUCAGACUACGAUUCAGCUGUUUGUCAAUCGCUUGGACUCAGUGGAGUCAGUCCUGCCUUAUGAAUAUGAGAUGUUUGACUUUUGCAAAGAUGCCAAGGAAAUGAGGCCUUCUGAAAACCUGGGGCAGGUGCUCUUUGGUGAACGCAUUGAGUCUUCACCAUACAAGUUCAAAUUCAAACAAGAUGUUAAAUGCAAGCAUGUGUGCACAAAAAACUACAAGAAGGGCAACCAGGAUGACAUGAUCAAACUGGAUUUUCUCAAGAUGGGAAUGCAGCUGAACUACCAGCAUCACUGGAUCAUUGACAACAUGCCAGUGACAUGGUGCUAUGAUGUGGAAGAUGAUCAGAAGUACUGCAACCCUGGCUUCCCUAUCGGCUGCCUCGUUACGCAAGACGGUAGAGCUAAAGAUGCUUGUGUUAUCAAUUCUGAGUUCAACAAGAAGAACACAUUUUACGUCUUCAACCAUGUGGACAUCAAGAUCACUUACCACAGUGGAGAGUCAGAAGGAUGGAGAGGGGCUCGGCUCGUUGGUGCCACUCUGGAGCCAAGGAGUAUCAAGCAUGUGGAUGAGAAAAACCUCAACUGCGAAGUAACCAACCCAGUGCAGGUCCCUGUGGAGUUUGAAAAUGAUGUGGCGAUAGUUUACUCCUAUUCUGUCACAUUUGUGGAAAACAAUUCGAUCAAGUGGGCAUCCAGGUGGGACUACAUCCUGGUCUCCAUGCCUCACACCAACAUCCAGUGGUUUAGCAUCAUGAACUCCUUGGUCAUUGUCCUCUUUUUGUCCGGCAUGGUUGCCAUGAUCAUGCUACGAACGCUGCACAAGGACAUUGCCAGAUACAACCAGGUGGACCAGGUAGACACGGUAAAGUUUUCACCGGCCAAGGAGAAAUCCCCUGUACUCUAUGAAGAUGCACAGGAAGAGUCGGGGUGGAAGCAGGUGCAUGGGGAUGUUUUCCGUCCACCCAGGAAAGGCAUGUUGCUCUCUGUGUUCCUCGGACAGGGCACCCAGAUCUUCAUCAUGACCUUCAUCACACUCUUCCUGGCCUGUCUGGGUUUCCUAUCACCGGCCAACAGAGGAGCUCUCAUGACGUGUGCUGUGGUCCUCUGGGUUCUGCUGGGCACGCCUGCUGGCUAUGUGUCUGCGCGUCUUUACAAAACUUUUGGAGGUGAAAACUGGAAGACAAACGUGUUGCUGACAGCUCUCUUGUGCCCAGGCAUUGUAUUUGCAGACUUCUUCUUAAUGAACCUGAUCCUUUGGGUGGAGGGUUCCUCAGCAGCAGUCCCAUUUGGCACUCUGGUGGCCAUUUUGGCUCUGUGGUUUGGAAUCUCUGUGCCUCUCACUUUUGUUGGUGCCUACUUUGGAUUCAAGAAACCUGCAGUUGAGCAACCGGUGCGAACCAACCAAAUCCCCCGUCAAAUUCCUGAGCAGUCGUUCUUUACAAAACCCAUCCCUGGUAUAGUAAUGGGUGGAAUCCUACCAUUUGGCUGCAUCUUCAUCCAAUUGUUCUUCAUUCUCAACAGCAUUUGGUCUCAUCAGAUGUACUACAUGUUUGGAUUCCUGUUCCUAGUUUUCAUUAUUCUACUCAUCACCUGCUCUGAAGCCACAGUUCUUCUCUGCUACUUCCAUCUAUGUGCUGAGGACUACCACUGGUGGUGGCGUUCCUUCCUGACCAGCGGCUUUACAGCAGUUUAUCUGUUCGUCUAUGCUGUGCAUUACUUCUUCUCAAAGCUGCAAAUAAUCGGAGCAGCCAGCACCUUCCUCUACUUUGGAUACACGCUGAUUAUGGUCCUCAUGUUCUUCCUCUUCACAGGUACAAUUGGCUUCUUUGCCUGCUUCUGGUUUGUAAAUAAGAUCUACAGUGUGGUCAAGGUGGACUAGAGGACUGACGGAAAGACUGACUCCGUGCCGUCACAGCACUGGCCUCUUCAGUGUGAUUUUAAGUGGUCUCAACAGACCUGAAGUGAAACCAUCAUUUAUCAUAGAAAAGACCCGAAGAGCAGAGCCCGUCCUCUUUUGUGCUUUAAUCCUACGAUGCUAUUGUUUUCUCUUUUAAAAUAUAUGGAAUUUUGUGUUCACUGGUGAGCAGUAAUGUUUUGAGUGGUACCUUGAAAAUCUGGGGGUUUCAAUGAUCUAGUGGUCAUAAUGAGAAGUGUGUUUUUGGGGGGUUUGCAAAUGUCUUUCUAAUGGAAGUAAAAUGUUUUGUAUUUAGCGUUUGGUUCUGUCCAAUCACUUUUUUUUUGUUUGUUUGUUUUUUUUUUGUUUCCUGUACUAUAAUGAUGAAAAAUAUGUGUACAUAUGUUGUAUAGAGAGAGACCCAGUCAGGGAAUGCUAGUUAAGAUUGUCAUCAUUAUAUGAUCUUCGAUAGAAGCUUGUUUUCUUUUGCUGUAAAGAUGGGGCUUUAAAUCCUUAAAUAUGGGCCUGUGUUCUAGUUCAAAAAUCAUAUAAAACACUGAUAUUGCUAUAAUACUUCCCAUUUCAUUGUAUUUGAUGGCUUUAAUUAAGAUUGCAUAGAACAAAGGGUUCACUUGAUUGAAAAGCAUAUUUGUAUCAUAGAAGAAUAUAUUACAGACACGGUAUGUUGCACAUUAAAAAUGCUCUCUCAGUGCCAUGCCUGACUUGUUUGGCCACAAGACAGAUUCUCACCAUUAUAAUGAACUGAAUUUCAUCAUAAAGUACACAUGCAUCAUUAAGCUGCACCCUUUUGGACUUUAGUUAAUAACUUGUGUUACUGUAACUACACUGCUACCUUUUGCUUCAAGUAGCGUGAAGUCAUCACCCAAGGUGAUAAGGUUUUUACAAAUAAAGGCAAUACUUUAAAA